AAAUUAAAUAUACCAAAUAUACCGCUUUUGGUAUAUUUAAUAAAUUUAUCCGCUGUCACGUUUCUCCGCUUCUUCCUUUCUUUUUUCACCCUACGUGGAAACAUCGUGUAGCGGUGUUAAAUUUUCAUUAAAAAGUGAAAAAUGGGUUUCGUUAAGGUAGUCAAGAACAAGCAGUACUUCAAGCGCUACCAGGUUAAGUUCCGUAGGCGUCGUGAGGGUAAAACCGAUUACUAUGCCAGGAAGCGCUUGACGUUCCAGGACAAGAACAAGUACAACACGCCCAAGUACCGUUUGAUUGUGCGUCUCUCCAACAAGGAUAUCACUGUCCAGAUCGCAUAUGCUCGCAUUGAGGGUGAUCGCGUCGUGUGUGCCGCUUACUCGCACGAGCUGCCCAAGUAUGGCAUUAAGGUCGGUUUGACCAACUAUGCUGCUGCAUACUGCACUGGUCUGCUGGUUGCACGUCGUGUGCUCAACAAGUUGGGCCUGGACUCUCUGUAUGCCGGCUGCACUGAAGUGACCGGAGAGGAGUUCAACGUGGAGCCAGUCGACGAUGGACCAGGUGCUUUCCGUUGCUUCUUGGAUGUUGGCUUGGCGCGCACCACAACCGGUGCUCGUGUGUUCGGUGCCAUGAAGGGUGCUGUUGAUGGUGGACUGAACAUUCCACACUCCGUGAAGCGUUUCCCCGGCUACUCUGCAGAGACCAAGAGCUUCAAUGCUGAUGUGCACCGCGCUCACAUCUUUGGUCAGCAUGUUGCCGACUACAUGCGCACUCUGGAGGAGGAAGACGAGGAGAGCUUCAAGCGCCAGUUCAGCCGUUACAUCAAACUGGGCAUCCGUGCUGAUGAUCUUGAAGAUAUCUACAAAAAAGCCCACCAGGCCAUUCGUAACGAUCCUACCCACAAGGUCACCGCCAAGAAGACUGCUGGCGUUACGAAGAAGAGGUGGAAUGCUAAGAAACUCACAAACGAGCAGCGCAAGACCAAGAUUGCCGCCCACAAGGCCGCCUAUGUGGCCAAGCUUCAGUCCGAGACUGAGGCCUAGGCGUGCUUGUCUUUUGUUGCAGUUCGUAUUGGUGUGAAAAAGAAAUAAAAAUUGUAAUGAGUAACAAUUUCUAUUAUAGAA
Messenger RNA from Drosophila subobscura, 1122 nucleotides. RefSeq names its product 60S ribosomal protein L5 (gene RpL5). Bases 142 to 1041 code for a protein of 299 amino acids. Gene Ontology annotation, cellular component: ribosome; cytosolic large ribosomal subunit. The record is from RefSeq and is a predicted model, not a curated record. Gene Ontology annotation, molecular function: 5S rRNA binding; structural constituent of ribosome. Gene Ontology annotation, biological process: ribosomal large subunit assembly; translation. Lineage: Eukaryota; Metazoa; Arthropoda; Insecta; Diptera; Drosophilidae. The transcript is spliced from 4 exons.